Phascolarctos cinereus (koala) is the source of this 1716-nucleotide messenger RNA. RefSeq names its product zinc finger protein 581 (gene ZNF581). Lineage: Eukaryota; Metazoa; Chordata; Mammalia; Diprotodontia; Phascolarctidae. Gene Ontology annotation, cellular component: nucleus. The record is from RefSeq and is a predicted model, not a curated record. Gene Ontology annotation, biological process: regulation of gene expression.
CCCCCCACGUCCAUCCGCGCCCCCUCCCAUCCCCCCGACGUCGCCAGACCCGGGGGGGGGGUGGCCAGGCCUGGACCUCGGACCCCGUCCUCGAGCAGCUGCACCGAGCUCUCCUUGCUUGAGUGGAUGAAGGCAGCCCCCACUCACAGCCCUUCCCAUCCUCGUGGGCGGUGGCCAUGGAACCUCCCCCCCCCCAGGCAUCCCCUUCCCCUGAACCAGGCCCCUCAUCCACCCCCGAGGCUUCCGGACAACCAUCCAGGCUUGGCCGAUACCUCCUCAUUGACACGCAGGGCGUCCCCUACACAGUGCUAGUGGAAGAGGAAGCUGCGGCCCCCACAGGGGAGGUAUCUGCGGGAUCCACCUCCCGAAAAUGCUACAGCUGCCCUGUGUGUUCCCGGGUCUUUGAAUACUUGUCCUAUCUGCAGAGGCACAGUGUCUCACACUCAGAGCUCAAGCCCUUCGUCUGCGCUGUCUGUGGGAAAGCCUUCAAGCGGGCCAGCCACCUGGCCCGACACCGAUCCACACACCGGGUGGGGGGCGGCCGGCCGCAUGCGUGUCCCCUGUGUCCCCGACGAUUCCGAGAUGCUGGGGAGCUGGCCCAGCAUAGCCGAGUACACUCGGGGGAGCGGCCCUUCCAGUGCCCUCACUGCCCUCGGCGAUUCAGUGAGAGAAACACCUUGCAGAGACACACUAGGAGGAAGCACCCAUGACAGGGCUGGGGAAGGCCCUUGUGCCCCAGACACUGCCCUCCAGCAUCAGGGACAUAGGGUGGGACCUGUGGACACACACCGACCAGGAGCCUGGAACUGCAGUCAGCCCUUGGCUGGUCACGGCUCUGCCCCUCAGCUUCCUCCUCUCUGAAACGAGGGGGUCAGACUAAGAUGACCUCUAAUGUCCCUUCCAGCUCAAGUUUGCACUUCCCCAGCCUCAGAGGUGCAUCUCCGAGGGGCUGGCCAGCCCUUCCUGCCCCAGAGGGAGCACUUGGUGCAGUUUGAACUUGACUUGGCCGCCUGGAGAGCGGGUUUAGUAGAGCAUGAGUGGUCUGUCUUCUCAUGGCCAUCUCUGGAGUGUCUUACAAGCUAGGGGAUCCUCAGUUCCACCCCCACCCCCGGCUAAGGAAGCACUGGGCUGCCAGGUCCCACAGCAGUAGCUGAGGAUCCCCUAGAACUGGUUCUGGGGCGGAGAUGGGGAAGUCUCCUCUGUCUUGUAGGAGGAACCCCCCCCAAGGGCUGCAGAAUAAAUGCAAAGUGAGUUUUCAGUGGGGAGCCUCAAGAUUGGUGUUUGAGAAAAGUGUAUUGUUCCCAGAUAUUGGCGGCUGGUCCUCCGGCCCUUCUGCCUAAGAAGGGUGGAGCUCUCUCAGCACCCAGGGUGCCAGUGUGGAGGCCUUCCUGGCUCUGCUCCUUGGGGACCACGUGACCAUCGGAAGUGGUUCCCCUCCUCUGUGGCUGGGCCCGAAGGGCUUCCAGUGGAUAGGACUGCUGGAGCAGAAUAUCGGGGGCUUGGCGCUGGCUCUGAGGCUCCCACCUCGUGUGUGGGUAACAUUGCAUCUCAGCUGGGAGCUCGGGGUCUGGACGGAAGCCGCCUUAAUAUCUUGGUGGGCUCUGCUGUCGGGUGGGGCCUCGUGGUACUGUGGGAAAGGGCUGGAUUGGAGUCGGAAUCUGGGUUCAAAACAGUCUCAUCUCCCUAUUUUGGAAUAAAAGAACACACGAACGUGCA